UUGAGAGACAUACGCAUCGUGAAGAGUGCUAAAAUCCAAACGGAUUUUCAUUCAAGCAAACAACUAAAGUCGUAAAAUCCAGACAUAAAGUUCGAACCCAAAUCAGUUAUCAAUCAGUAUAAAACAUCAUAGAGAUGGCUCUUGUUCCUAUUUUGCUCCGUGACUUAUUCGAUGACUAUUUGGAAGACAACCACCGACCAGCUCGUUUCCUGAGCAAACGAUCGGCCAGAUCCGAUCUCUUUCCGGAGGAUAUCCUGCUCGCAUUGGAAGAUGCGUUACCAAGACGGUGCAGACGGAAACGCUGUUGGCGUCAAUCGAGCUCCAGCGAAGACAACCGGGAUGAAAUCGUUGCUAAGAAAGUGGCUGACGAGUUUAAAGUCAACAUCAACGUCGAUGAAUACAAACCGGAUGAAAUCUCAGUGAAAGCCACGGGUGAAUUCGUCACUGUAGAAGGCAAACACGAAGACAAGAAUGACGAAAAUGGAUAUGUGUUGAGGCAUUUCAUUCGCCGAUAUCAACUGCCAGAAGGAUACGACAGUGAAAAAAUUGCAUCGACGUUGUCCUCGGAUGGGGUUCUUACAAUUACAGCACCAAAAUUAGCGCUCCCUGAACCACAAAAGGAGCGAGCUAUUCCAGUGGAAAAGGUAUCAAAAUCGAAGGAACUAUCAGACAAACCACAUUCUAACAUUGAGCAAGCAGCUACAUUAGAAGAUUUAGAAGAAUAAUGUACUUGUUUACUGUAUGCAAAAGACUUGGAUAAGUUUCCUCUAUUUAUUUAAUUUUCAUAGUUAAGCUAAGUUUCCAGUUCCCAAGUAGAGCGCUCAAGUAAAAUUCCUCCUUUUUCCGUAAGUAAUUUUGACAUUUGUUUAACCGACAGCAUUUUUACGAAACGAUGCUGUAAGAAGGAUGUGAAGAAAAGGGCACUGCAUACGGCGGUUGCUAGAUAAAUUGUUCGUUGUUCGUGUGGCGUUUCGUGACCUUGUUGUUUACGAUUUGGACUUAGAGAAAUUUUGUUCGUUUCCUCAGGAAGUGUGAUUGAAAUUUAAAUUUAAUUUUUGCGCGCGUAUGGGGAAAAUCCGAGUGAGAUUUCAACGCCACGGUGUCAAAAUCUCGAUUUAUAUCGAACUUUCAUGUACCUCGGAUUUUUCUUCGGAAAUUGUUAGUAUUUGGGCUAUAUACCUAUUCAUAAUCGGAAGACGAGAAAAUAUU
Aedes albopictus (Asian tiger mosquito) is the source of this 1209-nucleotide messenger RNA. Its product is annotated as protein lethal(2)essential for life-like. Lineage: Eukaryota; Metazoa; Arthropoda; Insecta; Diptera; Culicidae. Gene Ontology annotation, cellular component: nucleus; cytoplasm. The record is from RefSeq and is a predicted model, not a curated record. The transcript has a single exon. Gene Ontology annotation, biological process: response to heat; protein refolding. The coding region runs from base 135 to 725 and encodes 196 amino acids.